Molecule: messenger RNA, 2426 nt
Organism: Sinocyclocheilus grahami
Lineage: Eukaryota; Metazoa; Chordata; Actinopteri; Cypriniformes; Cyprinidae
Product: rho GTPase-activating protein SYDE2
Exons: 6
Coding region: 120-2426 (768 amino acids)
Biological process (GO): cell migration; regulation of Ras protein signal transduction; signal transduction
Cellular component (GO): synaptic membrane
Molecular function (GO): GTPase activator activity
Source: RefSeq, a predicted model, not a curated record
UGUGUUUCCUGUGUUUGGCAUCAGGAGCCCCGCUCCCCCGCUCCUCCGCUCAGGCUCCGCGCUGCUCCGUGUGUGUCGGCGGAGGUCCCCUGAAUGAGCGGCUCUGAGGCGCUUCAGUGAUGGCUGAGCCGCUGCUUAAAAGAACCUUCUCCAAACUCCGCGCUAAAGAGCGGUUCCGCCGCAAGACGGACCCCAAACUCUCCGAAGUGACAGGGAAGGUGGACCUUUUCCAAAGUUCUUCAUCAACUGCAUCCACCACAGGCCAUGCUGAGACAGAGAGCUCCACCGUGGAGGAGUGUACCAGACGCUCCCAGAUUACCGUCUCCAAAAAACAGAACUGGGCCAAACUUCCCUCUACAAGCAAAGACCCAGCCAGCACAGAUCUGUGUACAAGCCUGGUCUAUGGGCCACAGGACUGGGAUUUGUGCUCAGGAAAGGCUGAGGUUUCAAAACAGGCCUGGAGCCAAAGGACUUUGAGUGAGGAUGGUUUGAAGAGGAAGCGGAAAGAUCUGGAAUUGGAGUUUGGAUUUUCCAGGACACCAUGUGACUCAGUUGACGCCGGUUUACCGGAGUUGACACCUCCGUCUACAGCCUGUAUGGAUGCGUGUGACUCUUCCAGCUCAGCGAAGAUCUCUGGGCAAGGCGCCUACCUCCAGCACCUGGACAGGAGUAGUCGGGCCUGGGUACUGUCCACUGGAAAGCCCCAGGCAUCAGAUGAAGUCCUCCCAACCAGAAUCACAGAGUUGCGGCAGGGCCCAGACAGAGAUGGAAACAUUUGGUACAACCCCAUUCCUGAAGAGGAUGACUCGAAGGCCACUGGAGGAACGGCUCAGGAAAAAUAUGGAGAUCCGUGGAGAAAGAGAAAAACUGAGGAAUCGGCAAAGGAGAAAAGAGACCAGAAACAAUCAGGGGGUUUGACUCCCACCGGCAUCCAUCAAAUGAGAGAGAUUCAAACUGAGGCCGACGUCAUCAGGGCGGAUAGUUCGGAUCUGGUUAUGCUACAGUCGGACUGUAUUAGCUCUGCUAGUGGUGUGAAUUCUGACAGUCCCGGGGCACCAAAGAAAAGCCCAGGAGAGGGUGGAAGUGGCAGCAGUGUGAUCGACAGGAUCAAGUCUCCAGGAACAGUGCGGCGGCUUUCUAUGAAGAUGCGUAAACUUCCGGAACUUAGGCGGAAGCUUAGCCUACGCUCGUCCCGUAAUCAGCGACACGGACAAGGGAACACCAGCAGUGCACCAGGAGCAUCCGAUGAGGCUUCACCACAAAGUACAUGCAAGGAAUCAUCCAACGUCAUCAGCAAGUACCACCUGGACUCCAGUGCUCCCGCAAGGCCAAGGCGUCGAUCCUCUCGAAUGCGUUCUUCUAGUAAGGGAGGAUAUCUUAGCGAUGGAGACUCACCUGAACUCUUGCCAAAGCAAAGAGGCUCGGGUCAGGGGUCAAAAGGGUCACCUACACCACCACCACACCGUGGACCACAAGAUUCACUAGCUGUUGUAGAUGCAGAGUCAUUCCGCUUGUACUCGCUGGCGGAUCAGCCUCGCUGUGCUCAGAGGCUUUCGGGGCUGCUCACAGUGCAUCUGCUGGGAGUCGACGAGCUGCUACGAUCCCCUCGGACCGACACUACUAAAGAAGUCUUCUGUGCCAUUCAAGUGGAUGGGGUGACCCGGGCUCGAACGUCCCUGCUCACCUGUCGAGGGGCGUGUCUCCCACUUAACCACACCUUUAACCUGGAGCUCGAGAGGGCGCGGCUGCUCAAGCUGAUAAUUUUGACGCCAACGGCUUCCAGCGCAAACACCGGCUCUGCCGCGCCUGCUGCUCCCGCACGUAACCGGGUGUGCUGUCUGGGUGCUGUGGCUAUACCGCCUCUCUUCAAGGCUUCUCGCAGUCAGCAGCUGUGUGUCCGUCUGGAUCCUCGCGGUUUGCUGUAUGUGAAGUUGACCCUUCUGGAGCAGUUCGUGACCCCGUUCCCCCGCCUCAGUGACCUGCCUCCCCCUAAAGUGUUUGGGGUGGAGCUGCGUCACCUGGUGGAGAAAGAGGUGUCUGCGCGCAGAGUGCCUCUGAUCAUUCAGAAGUGUAUUUCUGAGAUCGAGAGGAGAGGACUCCGGGUGGUGGGAUUGUAUCGUCUUUGUGGCUCCGCAGCGGUGAAGAAGGAAUUGCGGGAUGCGUUUGAGAGGGACAGUGCAGCGAUUACCUUAAACGACGAGCUCUAUCCCGACGUCAACGUCAUUACCGGCGACUCUUUCCUUCCUGCUGGAUCAUCUGAGUCUGGUGGCGUCUUACAGCGACAGCAACCGCAUGACGUGUCAGAAUCUGGCCGUGUGUUUCGGGCCGGUUCUCCUGACGCCCACACAGGAGUCGUGGCAGGCCGGGAUGACGGCUCCCGGAUCAGGGGCCCUGGCGGGGUCCGGGGCCGGUCGAGGAGGCCGUAG